This is a messenger RNA of Chrysemys picta bellii (western painted turtle), 1652 nucleotides long. RefSeq names its product transmembrane protein 53 (gene TMEM53). The record is from RefSeq and is a predicted model, not a curated record. Lineage: Eukaryota; Metazoa; Chordata; Testudines; Emydidae.
GCCUGAUGCCCCCAGGGGCUGUGCAGUGUUGUCCCUAGUAGCCCAGAGGGGCUUAGUGGCUGGGGUGUUGCUAUUGCAGGACUUGCCCUUAAUCCUUCUAUCUCACAUUCCUGUUAGCAAAUAAUCCUGUGUGGAUACUGGGCUGUGCUCCCUGGUGGCUUCAGGGGAGCUGGGGAUACCCAGGGCUCCCGCCUCCUUUAAAUCACUUCCUCCAUUGUGCCUGGGAGUGUUAAGCAGAAACAGUUAUUCGCGGCAGAAUGGGUGGCAGGGCCAGACCGUCACCCUGUAAGCUUAUUGCCGUAUCCCAGGUCCUUCUCCAGCUGGUGUCUGUCGCUGUCGUUCCACUGUAUCGGAUAUUAGAUUGGAAAAUCUUUGGGACAGCGACCACAUCUUUUUAUGUCUUUUGAAAGGGCCAAGAGCACUAUUGGGGUGGCUUAAAAAUAAGACAAAACUAAUAUCUUUGGGCUUGCCUACACAUGGAGUUAUUCCUGAUUAACUCCCCAUGUGGACACUCUUAUUUUGGAAUAAUAGUGCCUUGUUUCUGUUUAGCUUAUCCCACUUUCAAAGGAUCAGAGCUAACUCCAUGUGUAGACAAGCCUUAAGUAACUAACUGAGCUGGAAACUUUUUUUUAAUGCAAAUGUAAACUUCUCCAAAAAUCAAGGCGCCUGUUUCCCUCCACGUACAGUGAUGGGAAAACUGCCAUUUGUCACUGACACUAGUCCAGAGAUGGGAAACAAAAAUAACCGGCCUGUGGUAAUUCUGCUGGGGUGGGCUGGCUGCCGUGAUAAACACCUGGUGAAAUACAGCACCAUCUACCAUCAGAAGGGGUGCACAGUUAUCCGCUACACAGCUCCAUGGAAGAUGACGUUUUUCGCAGAAUCCUUUGGCAUCAGGUCCCUCCGGACCCCAGCUAGGAAGCUGCUGGAGCUGCUCUUUGACUAUAAAAUUGAAAAGAAACCGCUGCUGUUUCACGUGUUCAGCAAUGGCGGGGUCAUGCUUUACCGCUACAUCCUAGAGCUCAUCCACACGCACAGGCAGUUCAGCAGCCUCAAGGUGGUGGGCACCAUUUUUGACAGUGCCCCCGGCAGAAGAAACAUGGUGGGGAGCCUGCGUGCCUUGGCAGCUGUCUUGGGCUCGACUAACGUGCUGCUCAAGUAUGGCCUCCUGCUUGUCUUCGCCAUCCUGGUGGUGGUGCUGCGGAUCUUGCUGCAUCCAGUGACUCGCUUCUUCCAUGAGACCCAUUAUGAUGCCCUGCUGAAUGGGCCUUCGAGGUGGCCCGAGCUCUACCUCUACUCCAAGGGGGACAGGAUCAUCCUGGCCAGUGACGUAGAGCACAUGAUUGAGGCCCGGCGGCAGCACAAUGUUGCAGUGAGAGCUGUGGACUUCUCAGACUCUGCUCAUGUCAGUCACUUGCUGGCAUAUCCCUCCUAUUACAUGAGCCUCUGCACCUCUUUCAUGUAUGACUGCGUUGGAUGCUCGUAGGUUUCACCCCGCAGAGGUAGCAAGUGCCUGUGUAAAGACCCCCAGCAGAUGCUCCCUCUUCACUGGGAUCACACCGGAAACAAACUGCUCUCUCUCUAUCUCUCUGCCUCUCUUUCGUCAUCAUCUCUCAGCUUACAAUAAAAUCCUGAGCCCAACAUCCUUCCCCAGA